Octopus sinensis (East Asian common octopus) is the source of this 4092-nucleotide messenger RNA. Its product is annotated as histone deacetylase 11. The record is from RefSeq and is a predicted model, not a curated record. The transcript is spliced from 11 exons. Lineage: Eukaryota; Metazoa; Mollusca; Cephalopoda; Octopoda; Octopodidae. Bases 49 to 1248 code for a protein of 399 amino acids. Gene Ontology annotation, molecular function: histone deacetylase activity.
GGGAGAUAACAAGGCCUGGCUUAGACCCAGCGUCUGUCUCAUACCACCAUGGAGGAAAACGAUGAAACACAACGUCGAAUCAAUAAUUCCAAAUUAUUUAUUGAGAUUCCUGAUUACAAAUGGCCUAUCAUAUACUCAUCUCAUUACAACAUCAGCUUUAUGUACUUUGAAAAAUUACACCCUUUCGAUGCUGGAAAAUGGGGUAAAAUACACAAAUUUCUUAAAGAUGAAAAGUUCCUUCAAGAUGACACCACUGUGGAACCAAUAGAAGCUUCAGAAGAUGACUUAUUGGUAAUCCACCCACAGAAAUAUCUCAAGUCUUUAAAGCUUCACACCAUUUUGGAAGGACUUAUUGAGACUGGAUUAAAUGUUGCAAGAAUUGUUGAAAUUCCACCUGUGGCCAUUAUGCCAAACUUCUUAGUACAGCGCUAUGUUCUUCAGCCAUUCAGGUAUCAGACAGGUGGCACUAUUCUGGCUGGUGAACUUGCUCUUAAGCGUGGCUGGUCAAUAAAUCUCGGAGGUGGAUUCCAUCACUGUUCAGCCAAGAAAGGGGGUGGAUUUUGUGCUUACGCUGAUAUUACACUUACAAUGAAAUUCAUGAGAGACAGACAUAAGAUUAGAAAAAUAUUAAUUGUAGACCUUGAUGCUCAUCAGGGCAAUGGAUACCAGAGAGAUGUACUUGAAGCUGAUGACAAUGAUGUCUAUAUCUUGGAUAUUUACAACAGAAAGAUCUAUCCAUUUGAUGGCUAUGCUAAAAAAGCCAUCAAGAGAAAAGUAGAACUUGAACCUUUCACGGCCGAUGAAGAAUAUCUUAAUUCUGUUUCAGUAAAUGUCCAUGGAGCCUUAAAUGAGUUUGCUGCAGAUGUUGUUAUUUAUAAUGCGGGGACUGACAUUUUAGAUGGAGAUCCUCUCGGAAAUCUUGCCAUCUCUCCAGCGGGAGUAAUUAAACGAGAUUACAUUGUAUUUGAAGCUGUGAGAUCACGUAACAUUCCUAUAAUUAUGUUAACAAGUGGUGGCUACAUGAGAAACAAUGCACGUAUAAUUGCUAAUUCUAUUCUGAAUCUACAUCAAAACCAACUCAUUGACUGUAAGGAAGCAAGGCAUCACCAAGCACUUGAAACUCCCUCUAUGCCUCCGCCUGAUCAAGUUCCACGAAGUCGCAGUGAAAGUUUCAUUUCCAGAUUUUUUUGUACAGAGCCCAAAAAAAGUCCUUCUAUGGAAUCUCACAUAGACCAAUCAAAAUCCUAACACAAAAGACUUCAAUCAGCUAAACCCUUUAAAUAUAUAUUAAAUUAUUCACAUCUCUGAGAACCCCAAAUCCUUGGGGUUCAUAUUUCUGAACAAUUCUUGUACAGAUUUCAACUUCUUGGCUAUAGCGCUGCUGAAGCACCAUCAUCAACACUCUUAAAUACCAAUAUACUGAAAAUGAUUUGGUAUCGAACAUUGCUACAUAAUAUAUUUGUUGUUUAUCCUAAAGCAUAAAACUGUGAUAUUUAUAAAAUAAAAAUUUCAAACCUAUAACUUCUAACAUUAUCUUAAAGGCGCAGAAAAAAAAGAAAAACCCAAACAUGACUACUGAUGUGAACUGUUCAAAGACUUAAAAGCAUAACAAAUUGCAAAGGAUUUUAAACUAACAGGAAUCUCAUUUUAUCUCCCACUAUCACUUUACACUCAUCAUGAUAAUCAACAGAAGUAUGCUUUUCAAAUUUUAGGAUUUAUAACAUAAGCAAAUACUUCUCAAAUGGACUAACAUGGCUGGUAUAUUUUGGCUUGUCUUUUCCCCUUUUUUUUCUUAGUUAAAAAUUUUAAGGAAUUUGACUAAGGGACAAAAAUCCAAGCUGCAUAUUAUAAAUAAUGUUGGCAAAACAGCUCUUAUUGAAUCAUUUCAAACAUGCUAUGUCAUGGUAUUAAAACUGUCAGCUACAAAAGGAAGGAUUGCAUGAUUACAAACUUCUGAUAUUUCACUGAAUUACAAUUACAUUGAAAACAACAGGACAAACAAAAUAUCGCUUGUAAAUUAAAUUUUAUAUUCUCUUUGUGUCCAAUUUAAAAAUAGCUGAUCGAAGAAAGAUCUUUUGAUCUGUUGCAUCUUCAUUAUAACAUUAAAUUUUCUUCCAUGCUCCUUUCAAAAGGAACAAAAUAUAAUUAAAAAAAAGUUAUUAAGAUUCAAUCCACCAGUUAUACCAGUUUUGCUUCCAUUUAUCACGGUGCUUUUAUUACCAACUUCAUUGAUUUUUUUUUUUUUUUUUUUUUUUUUUGUGAUAAAUUAGAAACUGGUUGCUGCUUAGAAAUGAUCAUAAAACCUACAGCAGUUGUUGAUGCAUAGAGAUGAGAACUUGUGAAAUAAUUAAGAAGUUGAUUAUGAAACACUGAAUAAGAUUAAAAGAAAGUUACUGAACAUAAGAAACAUUGCCCAAUAUAUAAAAUAUUGUUUAUUACACUGUAUAUACACUUGUUUAACCCUAGGUCAAUUUCCAUUGAGGAGACCAAUGACAAAAGUCAUUCCAGCUGUAAACAUCCUGUCUUAACUUCAUACAGUGUAUUUGUGGCUACAUUACUAUUUUACAAAAAGAUAAGUUUUCCUGGCAGAUACUGUAUUAUCUCUCAAAUUGGUUUAGAUGCUGGUUAUCCACAACGGUCCAUUAUAUAGUACUCUAUUCAUUAUCAACAUUAUUUUACAAAAAGUUAAAACACAUUUGAUAAAGUGUGCUUUGAGGGGAAUUUGGCUUCUAUUUCUAGCUCACUGAACAAAUGUGGAGAAGUGCAAUCAUUGGCUUGGAGUGGAUGACAACUAGUUUUUAUUUUUCACCCCCCCAUACACUCUGGUGCCCAGUCCAUACUGUUGCAAUCGUUUUGACCAGUGCAUGCCUUUAUCUAGCAUCUUCUCUGCUUUGUGCUUCUUUGUUUUCUCAGACACCCCUGCGGCUAACACAAAGGGAGGCUGCCCAUCAGCUGAUUCAUAAUGUCCUAUCUUUUCUCACCAGUUAUUAAAUUCUAAAAUGCUCAGUCAAAGGCCCUCGACUUUUACCUAGACUGCUUAUAGUCUAGAAGGUUAAAGGAUCAUGUUCAAUCUGCUGUACAGUUCUCCCUUUUAUGUUGCAAAGUCCAUGGAUUAAGUCUUCUACCAAAGAACAGGAGCUCAUCCCUCAGUGGGUUUUCAUAUUGUUUCCAUCUACCAAAUUUCACUCACAAAGCUUUUAACUCUGGGCUCCAGUAGAAGACUAGCCCAAAGUGCCAUGCAGUAGAUUCAAAGUUACAAAGUCAUAUCUUAUUCUUCAAUGAGAAACGACUACUGUCUUCACCUCUUCUCCAUUGUCUAGGCUACACUAUCUUUGUUCUCAAUAACAAUCUAUGUAGAAAUGACUUCUAAGCUAAAAAUCUUUCAUUGUCUGUGUUGCAUAGUGAAACAAUACCCCUCCCAGUAAAAAGUGGUUCCUACCAGCCAUUAUAAAAAGACCAGUAGCCAACAGUUCUAAUUAGUGUCUUGUGGAAUUAUUAAUGAUAGUAAGACAAGUGUUGAUCAACACCACAUCUGAUCCAGAAAUUGAAACCACAACCUCACAAUCAUGAGGGCAAUGUCCUAACCUACAGGCUAUGUGCUAUCACAUUAAGAAAUUAUAGCAGAAAUAUACAAAAUCCUCAGCUUGAAAGUCAAUCACCAGAAACUGUUAAGAUUGUCCAUUUUAUUAGUUUCACAAAUUAAAUGUUUUGAUUUUUGUUUUCUAACAAGAUCAAAUUAAAUAAGUUUAAAAGAAAUGAAAAAACAAAGCUACAUUCAUUUAAAUGCUUUAAUGAUUUCAUGUGUAUUUACAGAAGAUGGUAUGAUGAAAAAAAAAAAAAAAAAACCUGCUCGAAAAUUUUACAACCAAGACUCAAGACUUCACUCUUUUUGUUAAGCAUCACUAUUUUAUAAUUGUUUUCUUGAAAAAUUAAAUGUAAAAAUGUUAUAAAUUAGAUACAUUUCAGAUGUCCUUAAAUAUCAAAAUGUACUGAAACGGACAGUAUCAAAAGAAGCUAACUAUAUGUAUAAUGUUAAGCAUGAACUUGGGAUAUGGAAUGAAAGGAGAAAUGACCAAGUUUUAAAAAAAAAAA